Aplysia californica (California sea hare) is the source of this 424-nucleotide messenger RNA. RefSeq lists its product as uncharacterized. Gene Ontology annotation, biological process: cell-matrix adhesion. The record is from RefSeq and is a predicted model, not a curated record. Gene Ontology annotation, cellular component: extracellular region; lysosome. NCBI's taxonomy places the organism in Eukaryota, Metazoa, Mollusca, Gastropoda, Aplysiida, Aplysiidae. Gene Ontology annotation, molecular function: calcium ion binding.
CAGAAACUGGGCGUGUACAACCGCGUGAGCAACUUCGCCUCCCUGGCUCAGAUCGAGGGAACGAUGUCCGUGGACCACUCACUACAGAAGACUUACAACGACAUCCGGGUGACUAACGGGAGUAGCAGCACCUACCUCAAGGUUCUCGACGACUUUGCCAAUGGAGCCCUCACAUGCACGUGGUAGGCCAGUACCUUCACCGACACAAGACCCACCUGUUGUAGUUACAGGACAGCCACAGCCUAUGACGUCACCGACACAAGACCCACCUGAUCUAGUUACAGGACACAGUCACAGCCUAUGACGUCAUCAUGUUCAACUUUUGUCCCAAUACUUUAAGUGGCUAAAUGUUAUUCUUUUAGUUUAGUUUUAGUAGAGAUUUUACGGCGCCCGAACUGCAUAAGGUCAUAUGAGUGCCAGAAGA